UUCACCACGUUGCCAGGUUGGUGUCUCCAACUCCUGAGCUCGACUGAUCCGCUUGUUUCAGCCUUCCGAAGUGCUGGGAUUACAGGAGUGAGCCACCGCAUAUGGCCAGUCCUGGAAUUUUCUAGAGGAGGAUGACCAAAGCAGCCUGUAGACCCUUCCUGGCCAUCACAUGAAAACCAGUGACUCCUCCUUCCAAAACUCAGAGCUUCUCAGGAUGACUUGGGGAAACGUCCCCCACUCUGAACCUCAGUGAGAGAAGACCAGAAAAGCUCAGUCAGAGUGACACUGACCCCUGAAAUGAUGGGCAAAAUGGAGUGUGUGGUUUUUCCGGUAGGAGAGGGAGGUGCUUAGUUGUAAUUUGAAUUUUAAGUGGAUUCCGGUCCUCCAAAAAUGUAAAAAACAAAAGCACAGGAAUGGAGAACACAGGGGAUUAGCCUCAAAUCAUCUCCAACCUCUUCUUGUCUCUGUCCACACCCACUACCCUUCUUAUCAUCUCAUCUCACAGUUUCAACCCACAAAAAUAACUCCAUGUCCCUUGCAGGUUUCUCCCCUGAGCUCUACAAUCCUGUGUCCAGUUGUCUCCUCAGCUGUCUUCUGGGACAGCAAACAGGCAUCUCCACCUUCAUGUGUCCAAAAGUGACUUCCUAAACCCCUAAACACAUUCCCUUGCAGUCCUCAACAUCUCAGGUGAGGAUGACAGUGCACUUCCAGGAACUUAGCUGAACUUGACAGCAUGUAUUUUAAAUAUGGGAAAUGAACUCCAUUAUUUGUAAGUGUUAUAAUUUAUAACAUAAAUAAUUUAUAACGUAAAGCAAAAGUUGCAUGUGUACAUAAAAGGAGUGAGAAAAUACAUCAUUUCCAAAAUUCUUUUGAGGUGUGGGGGAAAAAUGUUUCAAGAUGUCAUCCCUAUGGAUCUGGGCUCCCAGGACCCCUCUGACCUCACCUCCUGCCUCCUCCUUGCUUCCUCUGCUCCAGCCAUGCAGGCCUUUUUCCUUUUUCUGGGGCUGAGGUUGCUCUGUCUCAGGGCCUUCACAUGGGCUAUCCCUCUUUCUAGAACUCUCUGGCCCUUCAGCUGCAAGUGAUAAGCUGUAUAUCAUCCCUAAGUUUUGUUCUGACAUCACCUUCUCUAUGGAAAGAUUUGUGAUCUCCCACAGGCCUCCAUGUGACAUUACAGGCCCACCUUCACCCCCACCUCUGGUCCAUGUUGCCUGUUCUGUGUGAUUCUUUUUGCUCCUUCGCUGUUCACUGGAUCCUGGUGAGAACAAGUCCCCAAGCAGAGAGCAGAGCCAGAAGGUGGGGCUGUGCUGGGCUGGCGCCGUCUGAAUGGAGUUCAACCCUGGCUUCACAUUAGUGUUCUCAGGCAUUUUGCAAAUACAUCUUUUAUGCUGUUUUAUCAGAGAUUGCUAUUAUCAGAGGAUUAAACCCACCAUCAAUAAUUCUUGCAAUGGCCCUGGUGAUUCUCAUCUGUAUCCAACAUUGAACAUCAAGGAAAUUGUUUCCAUGUUGAGAGCUGAGAUCAGCCUGUGAUCCACAGGGAGUAUUGAUUUCCAAAGACUCAUGUUACAUAAGGAAGCCACCAAGAAGAGCAAAGAAAAGGAUCCAGGGAUGGCUCUUCCUCAGGGUCUGUUGACAUUCAGGGAUGUGGCCAUAGAAUUCUCUCAGGAGGAGUGGAAAUGCCUGGACCCUGCUCAGAGGACUCUAUACAGAGACGUGAUGCUGGAGAAUUACAGGAACCUGGUCUCCCUGGAUAUCUCUUCCAAAUGCAGGAUGAAGAAGUUCUCUUCAACAGGGCAAGGCAAUAUAGAAGUGAUCCACACAGGGACAUUGCAAAGACAUGCAAGUCAUCACAUUGGAGAUAUUUGCUUCCAGGAAAUUGAGAAAGAUAUUCAUGACUUUGAGUUUCAGUGUCAAGAAGAUGGAAGAAACGGCCAUGAAGCACUCAUGACAAAAAUAAAAAAGAUGACUGGGAGUACAGACCAAUAUGAGCAAAGGUAUGCUGGAAGCAAGCCUAUUAAAGACCAGCUUGGAUUAAGCUUUCAUUCACAUCUGCCUGAACUGCACAUAUUCCAGACUGAAGAGAAAAUUGAUAAUCAAAUUGAGAAGUCUAUCAACGAUGCUUCCUCAGUUUCAGCAUCCCAAAUAAUUUCUUGUAGGCCCAAAACACAUAUUUCUAAUAAGUAUGGGAAGAAUUUCCUUCAUUCUUCAUUACUCACACAAAAACAGGAAGUACACAUGAGAGAAAUCUUUCCAAUGUAAUGAGAGUGGCAAAGCCUUUAAUUGUAGCUCACUGUUAAAAAAACGUCAGAUAAUCCAUUUAGGAGAGAAACAAUAUAAAUGUGAUGUAUGUGGCAAGGUCUUUCAUCAGAAGCGAUACCUUACAUGCCAUCAUAGAUGUCACACUGGUGAGAAACCUUACAAGUGUAAUGAGUGUGGCAAGGUUUUUAAUCAACAAUCAAACCCUUGCACAUCAUCAUAGACUUCAUAGUGGAGAGAACCCUUAGAAAUGUGAAGAAUGUGACAAAUUGUUGAGGUCCAAAUAACACCUUGAAAGAUAUAGGAGAAUUCACACUGGAGAGAAACCAUACAAAUGUAAGGUUUGUGACAAGGCUUUCAGGUGGGAUUCACAGCUGACACAACAUACUAGAAUUCACACUGGAGAGAAACCAUACAAGUGUAAUGAGUGUGGCAAAGCUUUUGGUGGGUAGUCAACACUUAUUCACCAUCAAGCAAUCCACGGUGUAGGAAAACUUUA
This is a messenger RNA of Rhinopithecus roxellana (golden snub-nosed monkey), 2752 nucleotides long. RefSeq names its product zinc finger protein 765-like. NCBI's taxonomy places the organism in Eukaryota, Metazoa, Chordata, Mammalia, Primates, Cercopithecidae. The transcript is spliced from 4 exons. The coding region runs from base 1558 to 2256 and encodes 232 amino acids. Gene Ontology annotation, biological process: regulation of DNA-templated transcription. The record is from RefSeq and is a predicted model, not a curated record.